Messenger RNA from Alligator mississippiensis (American alligator), 345 nucleotides. RefSeq lists its product as uncharacterized. Bases 1 to 345 code for a protein of 114 amino acids. NCBI's taxonomy places the organism in Eukaryota, Metazoa, Chordata, Crocodylia, Alligatoridae. The transcript is spliced from 2 exons. The record is from RefSeq and is a predicted model, not a curated record.
AUGAAGCUCCUUUUCCUUCUCUUGGGUGUUACCACCUUGGUCUUCCAGGCCCAGGCUCAGGACGUGGUCGUGGCACAGGAUGAAGCUGAACCACAGGAUCUGGGUGAGAUGGAAGAGGAAGCUGAGACCGAGGUCAUGGAAGCAGAGGAUGCCACUGGUAUGGACUUUCCAGGUCCUAAGUUAGGGGAAUCUCCAGCCCACUGCAGAUGGAAGCGUGGUGUUUGCCGGCGCACUCACUGUAAGAGGAAUGACCGUAAUUGCCGUCACACUCCCUGCAAGCCGGCGGAACGUAUAAUUGGAUGGUGUUUAUCUACUUAUGUGUGCUGUAGAAAAGCUUACCUGUGA